Seminavis robusta is the source of this 318-nucleotide messenger RNA. The record is from the annotation of a GenBank genome assembly. NCBI's taxonomy places the organism in Eukaryota, Bacillariophyta, Bacillariophyceae, Naviculales, Naviculaceae.
AUGGGCUAUAGUUUAUUACUAGCAGAGCAAAAUCGCGAUGUGGGUCGUAAAUUGGGAAUAGCAACGGGGCUGAUGUUUACGCUUCCCUUUGUGACGUAUUAUGCGUGUUACUAUUACGUCUUUUCCAACAUGGUGGAUCCUUCCAAUUGGUCUGGUGGAGCGGCCGUCUUGGUCACCAAUAUCAUUAUUAUGGCGUAUGUAGUCGUGGCGUUUAGUGAACCGGACGACGACGAUGAUGUUCCCAAACGAGGAAAUGCCGUACACGACAAUGAUGCACGACAUCCUCGUACGGGAAUCUUCAAACGACGAGUGGAUUGA